Dicentrarchus labrax (European seabass) is the source of this 4574-nucleotide messenger RNA. It is a transcript of the gene sstr3a, whose product is annotated as somatostatin receptor 3. The coding region runs from base 333 to 1784 and encodes 483 amino acids. Gene Ontology annotation, molecular function: somatostatin receptor activity; neuropeptide binding. The transcript has 2 exons. The record is from RefSeq and is a predicted model, not a curated record. Gene Ontology annotation, cellular component: neuron projection; membrane. Gene Ontology annotation, biological process: neuropeptide signaling pathway. NCBI's taxonomy places the organism in Eukaryota, Metazoa, Chordata, Actinopteri, Moronidae.
UAGUUACAGGCAAGAGACGGUGCGACCUGCGCGCUGGUGACUUUCAGUGCAUCAGUCUGUCCGAGAACAGACGGAGGAAAAACUCAGCCACAAACACACCGGAGAACCGUGAGGGACUGUUUGACACGCUGAGGAUGAAAAUAAAACCCGUCCUGACAGGGAAUAAGCGAAGUGCAGCUGCUCUUUAUCUCCUCUCGCGUUGUUUCAUCAAUUAAAUCCUAAAAUCACCGGACGGGACCGGGAUCGGGGGAAAGAUUGGUUUUUAAAAGUCUAAAGCUUUAAAGAACAGAUGGGUGGGAGCUGAGAGGGACAAGGCGACAGAGAGCACAUCCAUGGGCAUCGUCUCGCUCCCCGGGCUGGAGAUGAUGGAUGAGAUGUGGGAAAACAGCAGCUUUGCCAGCCCCUCACCUGCAGUCCCCCUGUUUCUGCUCAUGUUCAACGACAGCGAUCUGAAUGAGACGCUGCUCAACUCCACCAAUACCACCGCCGCCCCGGAUGUCUCCUCUGGUCCCAGCGUGGCAGGGGUCCUCAUCCCACUCAUAUACAUAAUUGUUUGUAUCAUCGGCCUGGGUGGAAACACUUUAGUGAUUCACAUUGUGCUGCACUACUCGAAGAUAGAGUCAGUGACCAACAUCUAUAUACUCAACUUAGCCAUCGCUGACGAGCUCUUCAUGCUCGGUCUGCCUUUCCUGGCGGUUCAGAAUACCCUCCAGUCGUGGCCGUUUGGGUCCUUCAUGUGCCGUCUGGUCAUGACUGUCGACUCCCUCAACCAGUUCACCAGCAUCUUCUGCCUGACUGUGAUGAGCAUCGAUCGCUACCUCGCUGUAGUCCACCCCAUUCGGUCUUCAAAGUGGCGGCGCCCUCAGGUGGCCAAAAUAGUGAACGGGACUGUCUGGGCUCUGUCGUUUCUCGUUGUUCUACCUGUGGUCAUCUUUGCUAAUAUCCAGAAAGCGGGAGGUACCUGUAACAUUGCCUGGCCACAGCCGGCCAACAUCUGGGAGGCGGCUUUCAUCAUUUACACCUCCACAGUUGGAUUCUUCUGCCCUCUUCUUAUCAUCUGCCUCUGCUACCUGCUCAUCGUCUUCAAGAUCCGCAGCUCAGGAAAAAAAGUCCACGCCACCUCAACCAAGCGAAGGAAGUCGGAGAGAAAAGUGACGCGCAUGGUUGUGAUCGUUGUUGCCGUGUUCGUGUUCUGCUGGCUGCCAUUCUACGCCCUCAACAUAAUCAACCUGCUGGUGUCCCUACCCCCAGAGUACCAGGGUCUUUACUAUUUUGUCGUGGUGCUCGGCUAUGCUAACAGCUGCGCCAACCCCAUCGUCUACGGCUUCUUGUCAGACAACUUCAAGAGGGGUUUUCGGAAAGCCCUCUGCCGCUCCACGAGAAAGGUGGAGAACCACGAGCCGAUGGAGCGCCAGCAGCAGCAGGAGGAGGGGAGGACGGCGCUCAUGCCCAGGGAGAGCCUGAGGCGGGCAAUUAAGGACGAAGACGACGACGAGGAAGACGUCUCAGAAAUGACUGAGAUCUACAGAAUCGCCCAAAAUGGCAACUUCCAGCCGCAGAGCUCACAGCCGCUGUUCUCAGAAAGAGGAGCGACUCCAGGAGCAACAGAGCCGUCAUCCCCAGACAAGAGGGACAAAGCUGGGGACACGAAAGGGAAAGAUCCAGUCAACGGGUCCACACUGACUGUCCCAUUGCUUCUCAAUGGAGCCAAAAACGGGAGCAUUAAAACUCUGCCAGAGGAAAACUUGGAACAGAGCACCUCAUUGGAGAUAAGUUACUUAUAGUGUAAAAUAAGGACUUGAAUUGAACUCAGUAUUACAACACAGGGCAGCCUGCCUCUAAUCCACAACAUUGAGCUGUGUGUAAAGGAGCAAAAAUCCACAGAAACUAUUUGAAUUGCUAUUUUUGAUCAACGGACUGAAAGUUUCUUUAGCAUUUGAAGGAGUUGGUUAAGUACAUACAGAAUGUAUUAUUGUUUAUAUUGUGUAUAUAUGCAUGGAUGAAUGUAUAAAGUUGUGCCUUUUAUUUACUUUUAUCACUUGUAUCCUGUUGAUCGUUGUACUUGGAACCUUUUUAUUCCAUAAUGUGACAGUCGUUUGCUUGAAUUUAAGUGUAUUUAAGCUUUAAGCAACCAUCUACACAUUAGUUGAACAUUGAUGACAUGGCUAUAACUUUAGUUUAGAUAGGAAUCCCAUGUCUGCAACCCCAUCUCCUAUUAAUUAUGUGUAUAUACUACUUGCCAGUUACUGUAUGUUUUAAGGGAAAUGCAGUUCAGAUUAAGUUCAAAUCCUGAAAUCCAACAAAAGCAAUUUGGCAGUGAAACAUCGUAGUUUCGGUUAAAUGUUAAUAAACAUGAAAUGGCUCAAGCUUCAAGUUGCUUAUAACGUUUUUCUAUUAAACCAAGAUUAUGAUCUUUUCCUAACCAUGACAAAUUGCUGCCAGUACCUAAACAUAACUGUUAAAAAGUUAAGAUUUACCAAACCAAACACUUUUGAUUUUAUUUAUCUGUAUAUUAUAAUAUAUAUAACAUGUCAAACACUGUUACAAAUACAUUCAUUGACAAUGUUGAGGACAACACAAAAAACUCACAGAUGACUAAUGUACUCCAACCAGAGGCUACAUUAAAAUAGCAUACAUCUUUUCCUGUAAAACUACAAAACAAAGACAAACUUAACAAAUUGCUUGUUUCAGUCUGAUGAAAGCUGCCUGUUAACGAAGAGAUGUGCUUUCAUGAGAUUUCCAUGCCAUGAUGAUGAUGAUGAUAAUGAACUUGUCUUAGUUUUAUUUCCUCAUUUAAACAUUUAUUGUGACUUCAAGUCAAAUUAGUGCUUUUUUCCCAUCAGUAUCGUUUGCAACAAAUCUGCUGGUACGAGUAGUUCUUGCAUGAUGCGAAAUGUUUAAUCCUUAUGUUCAUAAAAAGUGGAAUUCAGGCAUUUCCUUCAAAACUUAUUUGCUAAUUUUCUGUUGCAAAAAAGAAGUCUAAAAACACAAUUUCUAAGAGACCGGGUUGUAUUCUUUUCAAAUGUUUUCACUGAAUAUAUACAAGCAUUUUAUAUGAAUAUAAGCUUUUAUGUGUAUGAUUCAGGCCCUGGCCUUUGGCAUUGAGCUGUAGCUGAAAUUGUGGCUGUGGUGAAGGAUUUACUUUGUCUCUUACGCUAUAGCUGGAAAAAUUUACUAUUUACUGAAAGCAUAAUGUUGUUAGUGAUAACUUUGCACUUUGGACAGAAGCUCAGAAUUCAUAACAGCAUCUUGUUGCACAUUUGAUGAGGUUAGACAAUAAACUUGCUUGUGCUGCCUGCUGCUUGCAGAUCAAGAUGUAUUGAAAGAAAAACACAUUGAAUGAAAACGCUGCUUAAAUGAUUUCUGUUGAUUAUAUACAAAAAAAACACCACAAUCUCUUGUGUAGUAGAAUUGUUGUGCCAGUGUACUAUAUGGUACAACACAGAUUAUUGUGUUAGGUUAAAUUCUUUGUUACAUCCUGUACAACUAUGUCAGAAAUUAAAGUUAAUAAUUCACCAUUUUGUUAUCAGAAAAUACUUAACAUGGGUGACAUACUAUUUCAGGAAUGUCAGUUAUCAUGUAAAACAAACUUGACAUUGUUCAUAUCACACUGGCUUGGUGUGUUUAUACAGAUUGAAACCUUACUGAUAUGGCAUCACAGGGGCUACAGUGCAUUCUUUGCCUUAAUCAGACAUACUCAAGAACUGAAAUGGAGUACCGGCACUUCUGAUUUUUCUCUAGAUGAGUACCCUUACUACUUAUUGCAUAAUGCCACCUCCUGAUCAGUCAAGGCACGUACCCCUAAACACUCGCGUAACGCUUGACUCUUUUUUCCCGACUGGAAUUCUGCUAAGACCCACCCCACCGUGCCUCUGAUUUGCUAGUGUUCGUUGCCUUUGUUGGCUUGGUUAGUAAGCAUUCGGCAUUGAAAAGAGAGAUGGUUAGAAUUAGAAAAAAUUGCCGGAGCCAGGGUCUUGUAAAUCCAGCUUGACGCUGAGAAAACAAAUUAGGGUUAGUUGUUAUCGUUAGGGGCAGGGUUGUGCUGAUUUGUUGUUCAAUUCAGACACUGCUCUACAACGUCUAUACAGUGUACACUGUAUAGACGUUGUAGAGCAGACUUGAGACUACAGCAGCCCUAUAUGGUUAACAACACACUGUCAAAUCAACCCAACUCAUCUGACACCUGAUUAAUAUACAAUGAAUAUGCAGUAGCUCAAAUAAUGCUCAAACACUUAAAGGGGAACUGUCUUAAAUCACAAUGCCAUGAUGAUGAUGAUGAUGAUAUGGAACAUGAACUUACUGUAGCUGAAAUUGUGGUGAAGGAUUUACUUUGUCUCUUAAGCUAUAGUAGAAAAUAGAAAUAUGCACUAUUUCCUGAAAGCAUAAUGUUUGUUUGUGAUAACUCUGGACAGAAGCUCUGAAUUCAUAACGACCUCUUGUUGACUCUACUGAUUUUACAUCAAACUGUGUUUCCAGGUGUCGGGGAGUACUUCUACAUAUGUUAGCAUUCAGCUGUGUGAAAUCUGAUAAAUAGUCUCAAGUGAUGUCACUUGAGUCAGCAUCGGUUGGGGCUG